Didymodactylos carnosus is the source of this 1239-nucleotide messenger RNA. Lineage: Eukaryota; Metazoa; Rotifera; Eurotatoria; Philodinida; Philodinidae. The record is from the annotation of a GenBank genome assembly.
AUGUCUACUACACACCAAGGGAAAUCUUGCGCUGUAUUUCAAGAUUUUCGUUUUCGUAAAGUUCAUCAAAAUAAAAAUUCAUCUGUUUUAUUUAAAUGUACAAUAAACAAAUGUUCAGCAUACAUAACAGUUGAUACCAGCUUGAACGUUAUUCGUACAAGUGGUGUUCAUAAUCAUUUGGUUAAGAUUGAUGAAGAAACUAAAAAUGUUAUUCGUGGCAUGAAACGUAAAAUUGAAGAAGAUCCUGGUCGUCCAAUACCACAAGUGUAUCAAGCAGAACGUGCUAUUUUCGGUCGAUCUGGUGGCGUGGUGGGAAAAUUACCUUGCUUAGCUAGUGUCAGAUCAACAUUGUAUAGAACACGUUUGGAAACAUUACCAGUACUUCCAAAAUCAGUUGAACAAUUACAAAUACCAGCAUCUAUGGCUGUAACAAUUAACCAACAACAAUUUCUAAUAUAUCAUAUGAAUAAUAUAGUUGUAUAUGCUUCACCAACUGGUCUACAAAUGCUGCAACAAAAUUCACAUUGGAAUGCAGAUGGAACUUUCAAAACAGCACCAAUGUAUUUUUCACAAUCAUAUUCAAUUCAUGUAUGGGAUGUAUUAACAAUGAAACCAGCAUUAUUUUGUGCUUUACCUGGUAAAACAUUUGAAAUCUAUAAAGAAGUAUUAACAGGUUUAAAUUGUCAUGCAAGUAAUGUUGGUAUCAUAUUGAAUCCACAAACGAUUCUAAUUGAUUUUGAAUUAGGUGCUUAUAAUGCAUUUUCUGAUGUGUAUCCAAAUGCAAUUGUUAAGGGUUGCUAUUUUCAUUUUACCAAAAAUAUUUGGAAAAGAAUAAAAAAGUUAGGUUUAGUUCGAGAUUGUAAAAAAGAAGAAAUUAGACGAGAAAUAGCUAAUAUAAUGUCAUUGCCAUUGUUACCUAUGAAUGAACUUAAUAAUUCAAUGGAAUUAAUUAUUGAUACAUUAAGUAAUAUAGAUGAUAAAUAUAUAAAAUUAACUGAUUAUGUAAUAACAACAUAUAUCUCCGGAAAAUUUGAUAUCCAGUUUUGGAAUUUAUAUGAUACCAUUGGUGUACGUCCACGUACUAAUAAUCAUGUUGAAGGAUGGCAUCGGGCCCAAAAUUCGAAAUUAUCAACACACCCGAAUAUAUGGAUGUGGGUGAAAAAUAUACAAAAAGAAGAGGAAGAUGCACGUUAUAAUCGUGAACAAGAACUUUUUCAAGACUUACCUUCAAAAAAAUAG